Oxyura jamaicensis (ruddy duck) is the source of this 4286-nucleotide messenger RNA. RefSeq names its product matrix remodeling associated 8 (gene MXRA8). Gene Ontology annotation, cellular component: cell surface; membrane. The record is from RefSeq and is a predicted model, not a curated record. NCBI's taxonomy places the organism in Eukaryota, Metazoa, Chordata, Aves, Anseriformes, Anatidae. The transcript is spliced from 10 exons. Bases 208 to 1521 code for a protein of 437 amino acids. Gene Ontology annotation, biological process: cell adhesion; establishment of glial blood-brain barrier.
GGUGGAGUGUGAGCAGGGGGGGAGAGCAGAGAGGGGAGGUGGGGAGUUAGGAGUUGGAGGUGGAGUAACUCUGCAGAAUGUGAGCCGCUGUCCACAGCUUUCUGGAUGUAAAUUGAUGAGGUCAUAGUGUUUUCCAGUUGUUAAAAAAAAAAAAAAAGUCUUUAACUUGUUUUUCAAGAGAGACGGAAACACGGAGAAGCUGAAGAAAUGGAGCAACUAGCAAAACUCCUCCUGUGGCAGCUUGUGCUUCAGCAAAGUUCUGUUGUUUAUUUAUAUUCAGUCCCAGCCGAUGCCUCCAACCCCAACAGCGUCGUAGUGUCCGUGUUGAACAUCAGCGCCGCGCUGGGGUCGCAGGCUGUCCUGCCCUGCAAGAGCUACCGCAUGGUGUGGACCCAGGAUCGCCUGAACGACCGCCAGCGCGUGGUGCACUGGGACGUGUACAGCACCUACUACGGGGACAACAAGAUGGAGAGGCUCUGCGACAUGUACUCGGCUGGGGAUCAGCGUGUGUACAGCUCCUACAACCAAGGGAGGAUCUUCAUGCCGCAGAACGCUUUUACAGACGGCAACUUCUCUCUGGUGAUCAAAGAUGUUGCAGAGAGUGACGGAGGCAUAUAUUCAUGCAAUCUCCACCAUCACUACUGCCACUUGUACGAAACUGUGAAAAUCCAACUGGAUAUCACCAAGAAAGCCAAAGCAGCAAAGGAGUACUGGGAUGGGGAGAAGGCCGUGAUCGUUGCCCUGGAGGGCAGCACGGUGAUGCUUCCCUGCGUGAACAGGAACCACAUCUGGACGGAGCGGCACAGCGAAGAGGAGCAGCAGGUGGUCCACUGGGACAGGCAGCCCCCGGGGGUUCCCCACGACCGCGCCGACCGCCUCAUCGAUCUGUACGCCUCCGGCGAGCGCCGCUCCUACGGCCCGCUCUUCAUUCGUCAGAAGAUGAACAUCACUGACACGGCCUUCGCCCUGGGGGACUUCUCCCUCCGCAUUUCGGAGCUGGAGAGCGCGGACGAAGGCACUUACUCCUGCCACCUGCACCACCACUACUGCGGCCUGCACGAGAGGAGGAUCUACCAAGUCUUUGUGACAGAGCCGGUGAGGGAGAAGAAGGUGGUGAACCUCACAACCCACAACACUGCCCCAGCCAUAGAUCCCAACAUUGUCAGGGGCCACAACGUGAUAAACGUCAUCAUCCCCGAGAGCCGCAUCCACUUCUUCCAGCAGCUGGGCUACGUCCUGGCGACGCUGCUGCUCUUCAUCGUCCUCCUCAUCAUCGUUGUCCUCAUCACCCGCAAGCGCCGGCAGAGAGGCUAUGAAUACAACGUGAAGAAAUAUGGAGAGAAGGAUGUAAAUCUUAAAGAAUUUACAGUCGACACGACAGAUCUGACUCAGUACAGAAGUGAAGACAUCAGGCUGGAUUACAAAAACAACAUCCUGAAGGAGAAGGCUGAGCAAGCCAGAACCUUCCCAGCAAAGAACAUCGACUUAGACAAAGAUUUCAGGAAGGAAUACUGUAAAUGAAGACAUUCCCAAGCUGCUGGCUGGACCAGAAGCUUCAAUCAAAGAUAGAUAAAUGGAAAAGAGAUGCCUUUUCUUGAUAUCAUGUCCCUCCAGUUACCAUACAUUUUUCAUGUAGAGUUUCUCCCCAGUAAGCACAAGGGUAUUUGCAAAUGCUUCCCAAAAGGGUUAGACCAUCUGUCUUGUGUGCACUUAUGAUGGGUUUUGGUUUACUUUUCUCCUUUUGUUCUCCCAGUCCUCCCUUCCCCUUUUCUUUCUGAUAUUAUUGUUGUUUUUAUGCAUCAAUGAUUUUUAUGAGCUGAAUCAGCAGACCUUUUGCUUUGACGUUACUGCUUAAAAUAAACCAACCUGCAUCACUAUUCUUGAGCCAUCAUUAUAUCAGGCAUUUUUCCGCGCAGUGUAUUCAUUAGAAAAGGAAUAGCAAGGCCUGAUUGUGAUCUCUCAUAUGCUGGUGUAAAUCAGGAGAAAUGAUACUGUCACUUAGCACUUUACGUGUUCCAGGUGAAAUAAAAAGAGACUAAUUCAGCCCUUCACAAAUGACAAUGUAAAUACCUCAAUUUACAAAUGGAGAAGUGUCAAUAUCCUCAUUUUACAGGGGAAAGGGAGGCACACAGAUCUAGUUUUUUGCCACCGAGGUAGUGUUGGUAUCAGCUCCAAAGAGCUCUGGAAGUGUAAUUUUCCAUUUCUCACUCUAAGCUUGUUUGCUGAUUUGUUUUUGUUUCAGUGCAGACACUUUCAGCUGAAGUUGAUGGAGUUACGGUGCUGUAAUGCCAGUGUCAGUUAGAUCAGAUCCUGAAAUAAUAUGGAGAGGGCUGAACUCCUGUGUGGAAUCUGGAAUGUGAUUUUCCUGCAGUCCUGAGGUGGAUCCUGCCCACACAGAGCUUGUGUGCACAUCAGAACGAAGGUAUGAUGACAGCACAGGUAGACAGACCGAUAAAAAGAACGGCUUCCCAUGAGCCGACCGUGAGGAACAAGAGUAACAACACAUCCCACCAUAGCCUGUCAGGCACGUUCACAGACCAUGGUCCUCAAAGGGGAGCUGAGGAGGGACAAGAGUCCAUCCUUGUGAGUUUUGCCAUCGCUUUGGGGAGCAGAUGCAUGAGAUAGUGGGGCUGUGGGCUGAAGGUGAGCUCUACGUAUGAGGAGGUGGGAUGUCCAAAAAUUUGCCAGUGAAUAAUUCAGUGUUAAAAUCCAAGCAAGGUAAAGCAUCAGGAACACCAGAAAAUAUUGACCACAGCUACUCUGACUGCUUGGGAUAUGCUGCAGCACUGUUUCCAUAGUGGGGCACAGAUGAAAAUAAGGUGUUUCUUGCCCUUGUGGGCAUGAUGGCCGUGGCUCGUGUUCCUAUCUAAGGGUGUAGGUGGCCAAGAAUUGCCAGCCUCCUCUUUGGAGGUCUGAAGAGAAUGGCAGAGGAAGGGAUUGUGUGUGGGCUCAGUGACUGAAUGGGACUGGGGUAGGGUCUCCAGGACGUUGCGAGUGGUGAAAGUGUGAAGAGGAGCUUGUGUGGAGCUGCUGUGAGGGCGAGGUGUGGUUGCGGACUUGAAGCAGUGCUCUGCUUGCAGCAGGUAUCCCAGCAAGGAUUUCUUCCUGGGGAUGGAGGACCCUGAGUUCUUUUUUUGGACCAUGGCUACUUCAUCACCAGCAAAAGAGCGUGGUGGAUGCUGAGUUGCAGCUUCUUACACUGGAGCUGAGCUUAGCCCCCUAGCUCUACUUCCUACAUAACAGAAGAGCUAUAAUGUCUGUUCAGAAGCUAGGAUGUGAGUACUUCAGUGCACAAACUUCAGAGGAGUGGGAAACGGACCGUGACAAUUUUUAUAGAUAUUCCCACUUCUCUCUGCUAGUGAGGACUAUCUUAAAGGGCAAAUAUACUGGGGACCCUUAUUUUUAAUGCCUUCAAAUAUUACAGAAUCUUAAUAAUAGGAAAAUUGUACAAGUGGAGGUGAGCCUGUGCUACAGCUGUGCAGUUCUUACAGUUUGCACAGCCCUCCUGCUGUUCUCUAGAUGAUUUCUGUGAGUUCUGCCUCUCUCUUCACUUGAGACACACCUGUAUGGGAGUGCUCAGGGUGGGCAGACCCACGACUGGUGACGAGGAGGGCACGGAGUCGGCCCAGGUCCCUGUUUUCCUGCCUUUCCCCCAGAGCAGACAGCCGUUCUGAGGUUGCCUUUGGCUGGACCUGAUUGAAACCCAAGCUGCAUUCCUGCAGGUGCGUAAGGCUGCGCUGGUUAUUCCAUCAGGGUGGCACAGUCUCAAGUAAUUGCCAUUAAUGUCUUUCUCCCUCCCUUUCAUGUCUGUGAGUCAAAGGUUGGGGAUCUUUACUUGCCAGUUCAAAUUGCUUCGCGUAGCUCACAGAGACACCAGCUCAAAGUGGGGUUACUCAUAAACUCCAGAGGCAUUUAAAUAUUUUAUUGGACUUCCAGGCUGCAAAAUAGCUUAAGGGAAGAGAAAUUAAUAUGUUCUCUGAAACAAGCACUAGGAAGGGCUUGAUGAGUUCAUCCUUGCUUUGAUCACAAGCUUGAAUUUGGGUAAUGGUCGUAUGUGCCAGGAUAAUCCUAGACUGACCAAAAUAGGAGACCAGUCUGAGAUUACGGCCACUUUUUCUUCAGGAGAGGCACAUGUUGUGUGACUGGGCUGAGGAUCAUAACAGCGGUUUUCAAAAGCAGCCUGCCACAUCCAGCGUGUAAUUUACUAAGUUAGAAUUCUGGCUGAAAGAGAUCCAGGCAGGCCUCCUGGAUAACCACUUGUGUGUUUUCAAACUGCUGAAAAAAAA